CUGAGGACACUCCACUUCGUGCCUCGGGGCACGGUGGUGGAUCCUACUAUCGCUUCAUGCACAAAACCAACCUCGGAGUUGAUCACUUGAGGAAGAGCAUGCGCUUGCAACACAUAAUGUUCUUCACAUCCAGGCUUUCUUUGAAAGAGUUCAACGCGUUCAUUAAUGGCUUAGAAGAUCACGAUCAGCAUAUGCUGUGGCAGGCUAUGAAUAUCUUAUACAACCGGCUCUUGAAAUGGCAGGCUGGACCUGGUAUUUCUCAGCAGGCUAUCAUACCCGAUGCCGAUUGCUACCACAUCGUCAACAAUACAGACAUGUUGAACAACAUGUUCGACGUGGCGAUCAAAGAAGAGAGGGACCACCAUAUUUUCCAUGAGCAUUCUGUGCUUCAGCAUGUUUACGAGUCUAUCCUGCGUAGCUGCAUGGCAAGAGGCAUCUGUCUCAAAGGUGAUACUCAUAAGCGCUGUGAGCAGAUCUUCCGGAUGCUUGACCAGGACGGCCACGGCGUGCUCCGCAUCCAGGAUUUCAUUCAGGGCGCAGUAGGAUCGUCAUUGGAGAUCACAGAGGAUGAAGCCACUGAGGCUUUUCAACUGAUGGAUGUUGAUGGUUCAGGAGUACUGUCCAAGCAGGAGGUUUGCCAGAGCUUCGUUGGCCUCUGCACCGACCCCCUUGAUCCAGCUCUUGCGGAGGAGCGCCGUCUGAUGAGGAAACUCUCUUUCUGGCUGCAGUCAGCAUCAAACGCAUCCGCGAAAGACGAUGCGGCGUUGCGCGUCGGGCGCCAGUUCAGGCUGCGGCACGCCGCGCUCCGAAUACAGCGGGUGUUCCGCCGUUCUCGCUCCGGGCCUCACACCAACAUCGACGUGUUCUAAAGACGACAUCACUGCGCUGAAGCCAUCUCCACGCGUCACCCCCGGUGGUCCAGUCCGUAUCGCUCUGUGACGAGGCCCGCUUGACGCACGCGGCUCGCAGUGCGCGGCCCUCGUUGGUCGGCGGGCGCACGAGGGCACCUCGGCGGAGAGAGCAGUUCUUCCACCGCAUGACACCUUGCGGCAGAAGGUCUCUGCAGCAACAUUUUUUCCAGCGAGGCUACCGCAUGACACCUUGCGUUAUGUCACUCCAACCUACUUUAGCCUCGAUCACCAGAAAGAAUGUCGAGCGCCCAAGCAAGCGCCGAAAUUCAAGGGUUUUCACGAGGCAAGACAUGCCCUCGGGCGCACAUCGUAACGUUCUCGGGCAGUCGGGAACCCACAGGAAUGCUGAGCUCGACCCUGCCAUUACCACAUCAGCCUGCGAGCGCCACACGCAUGCGCAACAGUAUACCGUAGCCCGCCAUUAUGUACCACAAUGUCCUGCGAGCGCUGCAAUAUGCCUGCGAUCGCCAGCAAUGUGACUGUGAGCACUUCUCACAUAUUUUUUCAUGUAAGCCUAGCCAUGCCCAGCAGUUUACAAGUUUCUUACUGAUCUUAGCUGCCACUCGCUGUUCAUGAACGUUCCCAGGAUGGCGCCGGCGCGAACUGUGACGUCCCAAGAACCUAGCAAUGGCCAUUAUUAUCGCGAAUCGUUGCAAACGCUCUCUGGAGUCGCCACUGCACUGGAAUGGUAAGGCAAGGCAACGCCUCC
Messenger RNA from Prorocentrum cordatum, 1620 nucleotides. Lineage: Eukaryota; Dinophyceae; Prorocentrales; Prorocentraceae. The record is from the annotation of a GenBank genome assembly.